Molecule: messenger RNA, 2374 nt
Organism: Homo sapiens (human)
Lineage: Eukaryota; Metazoa; Chordata; Mammalia; Primates; Hominidae
Gene: RNF34
Product: ring finger protein 34
Exons: 9
Coding region: 505-1602 (365 amino acids)
Biological process (GO): ubiquitin-dependent protein catabolic process; regulation of oxygen metabolic process; cellular response to cold
Cellular component (GO): nucleus; endomembrane system; nuclear speck
Molecular function (GO): ubiquitin protein ligase activity; p53 binding; ubiquitin protein ligase binding
Source: RefSeq, a predicted model, not a curated record
AAUCACCGCCCAGAGGGAAGGAGGUCGGCAGUGUGAGGAGCUGCUAUGGUGCUGAGUUUCCUGGUAGAGCCGGCCGAGCUGAGGCGGUCGCGGCCAUGAAGAUUUCUGGGCAGAGACUGAUUCCUGAUGUCAUGGAAUGCUAACAUGUGAAUGUUCAUGUGGGGGAGUGGUACUAAGGAUCAAGUAUACUGUUAAAAGAAAACAAAAACCCAAGCAUGAGGAAGGGAUUCUGAAAACAUAUUAGAUUAUACACACACAGAAGCAAAGACAGCUGAACCUUGAGGCCAUUUGAAAAUCCUGGCACUGUGCCAGAAAGAGAGCUGGGCUGCUGCUCUUGCAAAGAAACAGAACACCUUUCCUCUUGCUUUUGUUGACUGUAAUGAUGUUUCAUGGGCUUAUAUUGUUUGACUCUGACUGAGGAACCUGAGAGAGUCCUUAUAACCUUAUUGGCUGGAAACUGUCAUUCCUACUCUUACGCAGAUUAUUUAGGCGGGUGCCACGUCUAUGUGGGCUUCGUGCUGUGGGCUGCUGAAUGAAGUCAUGGGAACUGGAGCUGUCAGGGGCCAGCAGUCAGCAUUUGCAGGAGCCACCGGUCCAUUCAGAUUUACACCAAACCCUGAGUUUUCCACCUACCCACCAGCAGCUACGGAAGGGCCCAACAUAGUUUGUAAAGCCUGUGGGCUUUCAUUUUCAGUCUUUAGAAAGAAGCAUGUUUGCUGUGACUGCAAGAAGGAUUUUUGCUCCGUUUGUUCAGUCUUACAAGAAAAUCUCCGUAGAUGUUCUACUUGUCACUUAUUACAAGAGACAGCAUUUCAGCGCCCUCAGUUAAUGCGACUGAAGGUGAAGGACCUGCGGCAGUAUCUCAUUCUGAGAAAUAUACCCAUAGAUACUUGUCGUGAGAAAGAAGACUUGGUGGAUCUAGUACUGUGCCAUCAUGGACUAGGCUCUGAGGACGACAUGGACACAAGCAGUCUGAAUUCUUCAAGGUCCCAGACUUCUAGCUUUUUUACACGUUCGUUUUUUUCAAACUAUACAGCCCCCUCUGCUACUAUGUCUUCGUUUCAGGGAGAGCUUAUGGAUGGAGACCAAACAUCCAGAUCUGGAGUGCCGGCACAGGUACAAAGUGAAAUCACUUCAGCAAACACAGAAGAUGAUGAUGACGACGAUGAUGAGGAUGAUGAUGAUGAAGAAGAAAACGCAGAGGAUCGGAACCCCGGGCUCUCCAAGGAGAGAGUGAGAGCUUCACUGUCUGACUUGUCAAGCCUUGAUGAUGUGGAAGGAAUGAGCGUGCGCCAGCUGAAGGAAAUUCUGGCUCGGAAUUUUGUCAACUAUUCUGGCUGUUGUGAAAAAUGGGAACUGGUAGAGAAAGUAAACCGGUUAUACAAAGAGAAUGAAGAAAACCAAAAGUCCUAUGGCGAGCGGCUGCAGCUGCAGGAUGAGGAAGACGACAGCCUGUGUCGCAUCUGCAUGGAUGCCGUCAUCGACUGUGUCCUACUGGAGUGUGGGCACAUGGUUACCUGCACCAAGUGCGGCAAGCGCAUGAGUGAGUGUCCCAUCUGCCGGCAGUAUGUGGUGCGAGCCGUGCACGUGUUCAAGUCCUGAAACAGGCUCCCCUCACCAGGACAGUCACCCCCAAACUUGACCCCCAACAUUUCAAUGCACAGAAGGGACUGGAAAGUUAUGUUCAAAGGCUGAAGCUAUUUUAAAACAUUAUUUUGACUACUAAGUGGGGACAGAAAGAUCCAUCCUGAGUUGUGGAAACAUUGGUCCAUGCCGUGAGCCUGUCUGCCUGUGGACACGUGAGCUUCCCGGGCUCAGCUGGGCUUUAUCACACAUCCCGUGAACACUCAUUGAAGUCAGCCUGUUUGCGCCAUGUGGGCAUCAGCCACUGCUGUCUUGGGAGGACACUUAUCCUGUUCUCUUAUUUCCCCUUCAUCCUAUUUUUAACUUAAACUGCUCAGAUGUUUGAAACUUCUGUCCUCUUUGGAUGAGAUCAGUGUCCACAAGUGGCCGACAUGGAACAUGCUGAGCAGUGGCUCCUCUGAAUGUUCACUUUAUUAGUCAUGUAUAUUUUAAAUGCUAACAUUUGAUGAAUGUAAGUUUCCACAUUGUUGCUGUUUCUGCAUUUAAACAUAAUUGGGAACAACUGACAUUCUCUAGUCGACUGCCAGGGCCUUAGACUCCACAUGUCCAUUUUUGUUCAGGUAUAGCUUUUUAUAGCAAGGGCUGCAUCUAGCUUCUUUUAUUAGAAGUGUGUGUGCUAAAUUCCUUAUUAAUGUGUAAUCAGUUUACAUUGUUUUGUAUAGUGAAGGUGUAUUUUCAGUGCUACCCGCUAGCUGAUUUUAACUUUAGGAAUAAAAUUAGUUUUAAAAGC